AUGUCGGUAUCUAUUCUCACCACCCCUACAGAGCUAUUACGCCUCGUAUUUGCAACUUUAUCGCGCAGCGAUCUGUACGCAUUAUGUCUUACGCAUAGGGACUUACGCGCGGUUACUGAGAAAUUCCUCUACGCUCGCGUCGAAUUAACAUGGACAAAAUCUCAAACCCCUCCGAUCGCUCAGUUUUUGCAAAAUAUUGUGCAAAGGCCCGAGCUCGCAAGUUCUGUUUCUGUUCUAAUCCUUAGUGGGUGUAGCUUCGAUGACUACCACUAUAACUACAAGUUAAGUAGUCCGAAACUUCCACUUAGUGAAGUUGCUUUAGACGGGCUCGUGAAUUACAUCGAAAAUACCUCCGUUUCAUUUGCCAGGGAAUGGAUCCAAGAAUUACGCGCCGGAACAAUGGACGCGUUCAUUUCGCUCUUAUUAUCACAGCUCCGAAGUCUAAGAUUUCUCCAGCUCAGCCAAAAUUUCGCACGAGAGAGUCGCCUUAUGGGUAUGAUGCUCCGCUCGGCCCUCUGUGAGAAAAAUGUUUAUCUCAGUCCGUUUUCACAUCUCCAAGAUGUCGAGGCUCUGUUUCCCGGCGUUAGCCUCUUUGUGCGCAAGUACACAGACGCUAGGAAUACUGCAGAUGUCCUCCCUCUCUUCUACCUACCGUUUAUUGAACGUAUAAGGGUCUUGGUUGAUAACCCGCCAACUUUCAUAUGGCCCGGAAAAACCCUACCAAACCCAUCUAAGCUCGUAUCGCUCGAUUUAACAAUGCUACGAGAAGGGCAUCUCGGCCAAGUACUAUCGACCACCCCAAACCUUCGGAAAUUAAAAUGGGAUUGGUACUUCCGGCGAGAUCUUCAAGAUGAAUAUGUUACCGAUAUCAUUGAUUUGGAUCAAAUAGCCGCGGAUCUAUCCCACGUUCGAAAUUCUUCAACAGAUUUGACAAUUACAGCAGGGUCAUCUCUCUCAGAAUCAGCCCCCGAAUACCCUGAGCUCCGAUUUAGGAGGCCGUUCAAAGCUUUUAGCGAACUUCAUAUGCUGCGAACUCUAGAAGUUCCAAUUGCAUUUCUGCUUGGAUUUUCUCCGUCCACGCCUAAUAUGGCUCACCUAGAGGAAUCACUUCCAAGAAACCUCCAGUGGCUGACUGUCACGGACGGACUAUCUUUCCAACAAGAAUGGGAAUGGGAAUGGGAAUGGGAGACCACGUACUUGUUAGAAGCUAUUCGACCAUGGCUACAAGAAUGGAAGACAUUCACUCCUCGUCUCCAAGGGUUUUGUCUGUCAGUAAGUGAAUAG
Molecule: messenger RNA, 1284 nt
Organism: Penicillium expansum
Lineage: Eukaryota; Fungi; Ascomycota; Eurotiomycetes; Eurotiales; Aspergillaceae
Exons: 1
Coding region: 1-1284 (427 amino acids)
Molecular function (GO): protein binding
Source: RefSeq, a predicted model, not a curated record